This is a messenger RNA of Didymella exigua CBS 183.55, 438 nucleotides long. RefSeq lists its product as uncharacterized. The transcript has 2 exons. The coding region runs from base 1 to 438 and encodes 145 amino acids. The record is from RefSeq and is a predicted model, not a curated record. NCBI's taxonomy places the organism in Eukaryota, Fungi, Ascomycota, Dothideomycetes, Pleosporales, Didymellaceae.
AUGACAGAACCCACACCCAUCUCCCCGCCUACCGAGACGCCCGUGUCUCCCAUCUCACGUUCCACCACAUUCCCCCACAAGACCUCUAUAGCCGCCGCAACACAAACACCUCUGAUAGACACAUCAGUCCCUGCGAUCAACGCGCAGCCUGUAGAAUUAGACGGCAUACCCACAAGUCCACACGAGCAAGAGCUGAAGCGCCGUGAGACGGGCGGGAGCAGAGUGCUCAGCCCCGCAGAUGGUGACAUUGAUGCUGAGUUCUUGAGCGAGGACGGUAAAGGUGCGGGACAGCUGGGGAGGAGAGAGAAGCGCGCUGCGAUGUUGGCGAACCGGUCCAAGGAUCCCGGGGUCAUUGUGGAUGUACCGGACGAGCCUACCGCGGAUGCUGUUGAGGUAGCGGACAGUAAGGGUAGACAGGGUGUAGAGGCGAGUACGUGA